This is a messenger RNA of Oncorhynchus mykiss (rainbow trout), 2188 nucleotides long. RefSeq names its product E3 ubiquitin-protein ligase TRIM39. NCBI's taxonomy places the organism in Eukaryota, Metazoa, Chordata, Actinopteri, Salmoniformes, Salmonidae. The record is from RefSeq and is a predicted model, not a curated record. Gene Ontology annotation, molecular function: zinc ion binding; protein binding.
AAAGCCAUAACAGAGAGAUAAGCAGUGAGUCAUGGCCUCUAAAGCUUCUCUCUCCGAGGAUGAUUUCUCCUGUCCAGUAUGCUGUGACAUCUUCAAGGAUCCUGUGGUCCUGUUGUGUAGCCACAGCUUCUGUAAAGCCUGUCUGGAGGAAUACUGGAAACAGAAGGCAUCUCGGGAAUGUCCAGUCUGCAGAAAGAACUCAUCAAUGGAAUUCCCCCCCUGUAACCUGGUUUUAAAGAACCUGUGUGAGGCCUACUUACACGAUAGAAGUCAGAGAGCUUCAGCAGGGUCUGAGGUGCUCUGCAGUCAACACAGUGAGAAACUCAAGCUCUUCUGUCUGGAGGAUAAACAGCCCAUCUGUUUUGUGUGUCAAACUUCAAAAAAGCAUAAAAACCAUGACUGCUGCCCAAUAGAUGAAGCUGUACUGGAUCAUAAGGAAGAACUCAAGACUUCACUGGAGCCCUUACAGGAGAAGCUGGAGGUCUUUAGAGAAGUUAAACUGAGCUGUGAUCAAACAGCCAACCACAUCAAGAGCCAGGCCCAGCACACAGAGGGGCUGAUUAAGAUGGGGUUUAAGAAGUUUCAUCAGUUUCUAUAUCAUAAAGAGAGAGCCAGGAUAGCUGAACUGAAGGAGGAAGAGGAGCAGAAGAGUCAGAUGAUGAAGAAGAAGAUUGAGAAGAUGAGCAGAGAGAUAUCAUCACUCUCAGACACAAUCAGAACCAUAGAAGAAGAGCUGGGAGCUGAGGACAUCUCAUUCCUGCAGAACUACAAGGAUACAGUGAAAAGAGCCCAGUGUACACUGCCAGAUCCAGAGAGGGUUUCAGGAGCGCUGAUCGAUGUGGCAAAGCACCUGGGAAACCUGCAGUUCAGAGUCUGGGAGAAGAUGCAGGAAAUAGUUCACUACACUCCAGUGACUCUGGACCCCAACACUGCCAAACCACAACUCACCCUGUCUGAUGAUCUGACCAGUGUGAGAUACAGUAACAAUAAACAGCAGCUUCCUGACAACCCAGAGAGGUUUGAUGAGGUUGGAGUAGUCCUGGGCUCUGAGGGUUUUAACUCAGGAACACACAGCUGGGACAUUGUUGUUGGGGAGAAUACAUUCUGGUACCUGGGUGUGAUCACAGAGUCUGUCCAGAGGAAGGGAGACAGUGGAUAUUGGGAUGCGUUCUGGGGUAUGUUGUUUUAUAGUGGUGAUUAUAAAACACAUGAUCCAAAUAAGCCAUUCACUCCCCUCACAGUGAGACAGAAGCCCCAGAGGAUCAGAGUGCAGCUAGACUGGGAAGGAAGAAAGCUAUCAUUCUCUGACCCUGUCAAUAACACACAUCUACACACAUUCACACACACUUUCACUGAGAGAGUCUUUCCAUUAUUCUGUACUUUUACACCUCUGAGGGUUUUACCAGGUAAAGUGACUGUAUCAGUGGAUACUGUCUCUGUCUGAAUCAGGGACUAACAGGAUGUAAAUGAUUCAGUAACACUCACUGAUGUCCAUCAUUAAGAUUCUCACAGAGGGAGGACACACUGUGAUGUAGUAGAGGGGACCUUCGUCCAUUAAGAACACUCCUGUUGUCACACUUUCACCUGUCUGAUAAUCAUCACUAUUAUAAUACUCUAUUACAAUAACCACUAAUAAUAUUACAAUAACUGCUACUAAUAUUACAAUAACCACUAUUACAAUAAUCACUAUUAAUAUUACAAUAAUCACUGUUACUAUACAAUAAUCCAUAUUAAUACUAUUUAUCUAACACUUUCACCUGUCAGACAGUAAUCUCUAACAUCUGACCAAGUUUCCCAACAUUUUAGUUGUGUGUUAACAGAGAUUGGUCAAACAGUGGUAGUCAUCACUGUUAUAGAAUAUAAAUGUCACCUGUUGGUUGUUGGGUUUUCUUUUUACCACAUGUAGAUGUUUUCACUGGUUAUGUUAACACUGGCAGGUAUCCCAGUCAACUUGGGCUCCCUGAAAAACAUUUGCUGUACAGUGUUGUGUUCUUGGACCGUGACUCAGAUAACUAGCCUGUUACACCAACACAUGUAACAUAUGCCUAUGGAAAGUAACACAUUUUCACCCAAUAAACAUGAUGAAUUAUUGAGGGACUUCCAUCUGUGUUUGGAUCAUGGGGUUAAAUUAAGAUCAGCUGCACACAUACAGUGCAUUUGGAAAGUAUUCAAACCCCUUUACUAUUUU